AUAGCCAUUCUUUACUAUUUAUUAAUGAAUAUAGAAGUAAGGGAGGCCUACUCUAUGUAAUUCCGUUGUUGUUUUGAUGAGUAAUUGAUUGGUGUAGUCAGUUUAUUUAUUAACUUAAAUCAUGGCUCUCAGAAUAUGUCAGGCGUUUAAAAAUUUAUCAAUUUCGUCUUCGGAUGCUUUAGCUAAUCCAUUAAUAAUGCAAACAAGACACAGGAUGGGACCGCCAAUUAAAAAAUUAAUAGGUUACGACCAGCCAGACCUACCAAAACCGUCAGGAGCAUUUUGGAGAAAAGUUCAUUUUCCUGAAAAUUAUACAGUUGAACCUCUAGAAGUCACACGUUUGGGUGGGAGAGACCCUGUGACAGGGAGAAAAAUAUUGAAGAGAGUCGGCGGAGGGUUGAAAUAUAAGUAUCAUUGGAUCCAGUGGAAGAGGGAAGGACCCAAAGAAGGGCCUCCCUUGGUGGAGAAAGUGAUGUUGAUUAUGGACGAUUGGUGUCGCACUUCCAAGAUCGCCCUUGUAGCUAACGGAAAAGAGAUGAAAUAUUAUCUCGCAACUGAAAACAUGAAACCUGGUGAUCUGAUCAGGACGUCAAUGCACAUACCUCGAAUACCAGUGAACCCGAAUGAAGGUGAUGCCUACCCAUUGGGUGCUCUCCCUAUGGGAACCAAGAUCCACUGUGUGGAGAAAUUCACGGGAACAGGAGGAUAUUAUGUUCACGCAGCCGGCAGCAGUGCCACCAUCCUCCGCAAGAUGGGUGACAAAGUCGUGGUCCAGUUGCCAUCCAAGAUAGAAGUCGCCCUUCCUCCAGAGAACAUGUGUGUUGUGGGACGGUUGUCUAAUAUACACAAUGACAAGAUGCACAUCGGUUCGCCCAACCGGUUGCGGGAACUAGGUUACCGUCCACGAUCCGGCUUGUUCCAGCUCAAGACUGGGCGCUUUGGUCGCAAGAUCUAUGCUCUGCCUCCGGUCAAGGAAAUAGUCCAGGAAAAGAAGGAGGAACCUGAGUAUCUUACGCUCACAUUAAGUGUCACGAAGAGGCCCAGUAAUAUAAUAUCAUAAUAUUGUAUUUAGCUAAUAUAAGUAUUUAAUGUUAAUAAGA
Messenger RNA from Homalodisca vitripennis (glassy-winged sharpshooter), 1100 nucleotides. RefSeq names its product 39S ribosomal protein L2, mitochondrial-like. The record is from RefSeq and is a predicted model, not a curated record. The transcript has 4 exons. Gene Ontology annotation, molecular function: structural constituent of ribosome; RNA binding. The coding region runs from base 122 to 1060 and encodes 312 amino acids. Gene Ontology annotation, cellular component: ribosome. Lineage: Eukaryota; Metazoa; Arthropoda; Insecta; Hemiptera; Cicadellidae. Gene Ontology annotation, biological process: cytoplasmic translation.